Messenger RNA from Saccostrea echinata, 496 nucleotides. RefSeq names its product fucolectin-6-like. The transcript has 2 exons. The coding region runs from base 1 to 480 and encodes 159 amino acids. NCBI's taxonomy places the organism in Eukaryota, Metazoa, Mollusca, Bivalvia, Ostreida, Ostreidae. The record is from RefSeq and is a predicted model, not a curated record.
AUGCGUCUGUGGUUCCUUUCUGUAUUUUUACUCCUUACUUGUCAAGUGGAAUUUUCAAUCAGUCACAGUGACAUUAGAAAUGUUGCCUAUGGGGCAUCAGUUUUCCAUGUUUCUUCACAUCCAGUUCAUGCAGCAUCUUAUGCAGUCAAUGGUCUCCUAACAGACUUUUCCUGUACAAACAGCGGGAAAAAUCCAUGGCUUCGGAUUGACCUAGGAAGGAACUUUAAAAUACGCCAAAUAGAAGUCUUUGCCAGAGGUGACUGCUGUGCUGGACACCUUCAUGACUUCAAUGUUAAAGUGGGCAAGGAUGUUGAUCAGAUGCAUACUUGUGGCCACUUUACGGGUCCUGUGAGAGUUGGGGAACGCAUUACAAUGUGGUGUCCGACAGGCACGGUAGCCCGAUAUGUACAAAUACAGAUUGUUAAGGGAUGGCAUAACUAUUUGUGCCUUGCAGAAGUUCUUGUUUGGGGACACUUAUAACUGUUAAAGCAAUAAA